This is a messenger RNA of Syngnathoides biaculeatus (alligator pipefish), 2222 nucleotides long. RefSeq names its product leucine-rich repeat flightless-interacting protein 1. Gene Ontology annotation, biological process: regulation of DNA-templated transcription. The transcript is spliced from 6 exons. NCBI's taxonomy places the organism in Eukaryota, Metazoa, Chordata, Actinopteri, Syngnathiformes, Syngnathidae. The record is from RefSeq and is a predicted model, not a curated record. Bases 293 to 1183 code for a protein of 296 amino acids.
AAUGUAUAGGGGCUACUAGACGAAACCCAGAACUUGUCUAAAUUUAUUUUCCCCAUUUUUUUUUUUACUCGCUUUGAAGAGGUUCGAGAUUUGUCGGCGUCACUUUGGGAAACUUGUCCCUGGUGCUUCUCCGUACUUAACUAGGACGGGCGACGUCGCUGUUGUCUGGUGUUCCUUCCUUAGCUGUAAGUAUCACUGUCUCGCUGCUGUGGCGUAGGAGGAACACGUACUGCUUCAGCUGGGAGGUGGCCGUCUAACAUAAACACCACUCGCGUAAAACGGCAGCAAAAAAAUGCUUUCAGUCUCUCUGGAUAACAGUGGGUCUCCGAAGAAGCGGACGUUGUCGCGUAGCGAGGAUGAAUCCCUCCGUAGCAUCAUACAGGAGUCUGAGAGCUCAUCCAGGCGUCUGACGCGAAGCGACAGCCGACCAGGGACCUUAAAGAGGAGGCCUGACAGCCAGCAAUCUGACCAGGACCUCUCAAUGGGACUUCCAGAAAUGCUGGAGCUGCAGGCCAGCUACGAGGAGGCGGUGCACGAGUUGCGUGGGUUGGAGGUGGAGCGUGAGGCACUGUUGUUCCAGGUGGACGUCCUGCAGGACACGCUGGAGAGUGUGGAGGAGCUGCUGGCCGAAACACAGAGAGAAGCCGGACAGGCUAAUGCAGAGCUGGCGCAAGAGCGGGAAGCCAAACGGAAAUUGGAGCAUUUGGUCCACUCGCUGAUGCAGGAAGUGGAGAUGUUAAAAGAGGAAAGAAAUAGCCACAUGCAUAUAUUGGAACACACAAAUGAAACUGAAGUCAACACAAGGAGACAAGGAUGUCAAAUGAACGAUCCUGUGCGGUCUACUUUUACCGGAGAAGCCGCUGCGCCGUCGGAGGAUGUGCAUCCAGCUAAGGAAGACGAAGGGAGCGUUGUGACCAAAGUGAAGUGGAUGACCAAUCCCGCUCCCUCCUUCGCAUUGGACGAGCCGCUCCACGGAGACGGCGUGCACCGGAGACCUUACGAUAGCGGCAACGAAGGCGGACGAGACCGGUCCCCGGACAAGAGUGACUCGGACACCGCAAGUACGUACGAAGACGCGUCUGCGGACACUCCCCAGCGGGACGAGCCUUUGGAGUUGCCUCACGAUUCAGCAAGUAAAGACAACACCGAGCCUCAAAACGGCCCCAACUGCUUGUUGUCUUAAUUUAUUUAAGAAAACACCAUGCCCCCCUUUUUCUAAGUUACCAGUUCACAAGCUGAUUUGCCAACCAUAUCUUACGCGUCUUAAACUCUUCUCUUUUAAUACUCGUACAAGAAGUGUUCAUUAGCUGCUUCUUGAACAAGAAAGUUUAUUUGUAUACCGUGAAACCAUCCUGAGCCCCUUAAGUCCACUCUUGUCUGCAAUACGUACUCCUCAAUGUGGCUACUGUUUGGGUUUGCAUUGUUUACAGGAGAUGGAUAGAUGGAUGCUUGUGUUCAGUGAUGGUUAUGUAAACAGAAGGGAACCACUAUUUAUUCACUGCCUGACUUGAGUGACUUUAAAGGAUAGUUGUAUUUUUAUCUCUCAAUCUUGGGGAAAUUGGCUGCAUUUGCACUUUUUUCAGAGUUUGUGCUUUGAAUUCAAACAUUCCCUUUAGAACCAAGCAAAGUCCUCUGUGUCUGCAUGGAAAGACUGCAUGGUUGGACUUUUUUUUUUAACAACUAUUGGGAGCUAUUGAUUGCAUGAACAUGUCAUUUUUAUUUCCACACACCACAUCUUUAUACCGUUUUAUCAUGAACUACAACGAACGUUGAUUCUUUAUCAUUAUUGCAAUUAACAUGUUUAUCACCUUAUGGGUGUUGAACACUUCUCGUGAUUUGCAUAACAUUAUCUGCUGUUUUUUUUCCACUCAAAGCUCUGAUAGCGGUCUGCUACUCCAUCACUGGCAUCAUGUUGCUGUAGAAAUGUAUUUUUAAACGAGUUCAUUUGUAUUACAGAGUUCAUGUUAUAAGGGACUGUGACCGAGAAGGUUUUGCUCUACUCUUGACUUUCAAUAGGACUUUAGUUUUCUCAACAUGUUCACUCAACAGUAAGUAAUCAAAUAUGUGCUUUUUUCCCCAAGGAGAAUGCAAAAAAAUCUAUAUUCUUAUGUGAUUUUUUUUGUAUCUGAGUAAUUUUAAAUUUUGAAGUAAAGGUUAUGUUGUAAUAGAAUGACAAUUGUUCAUACUGAAAGGAAAUUUUGGAAUAAAAGGAUUUAAGAUUG